Paramuricea clavata is the source of this 235-nucleotide messenger RNA. The record is from the annotation of a GenBank genome assembly. NCBI's taxonomy places the organism in Eukaryota, Metazoa, Cnidaria, Anthozoa, Malacalcyonacea, Plexauridae.
AUGGAAGACAUCGAGCAAUGGAGCACAUUUAAUGGGAUGGUGAUUAAUGGCGAGAAAUCAAAAUCUAUGGUGAUUUGUACAUAUCAAAAAUCUACGAAAAUUGGCUCUUCUGAACUCCAUAUCAAUUACAACAAUACUGUCCUUGAAAAUGUUAAAUCAAAAAGAUUGCUGGGUGUGAUUGUUGAUAAUCAUCUCUGUUGGAAAGCCCAUAUCAAUGAUCUAGCUUCUAAUCUGA